AUGGCAGAAUUAGGUGUGGCCGCCAGUGUUAUAGCAGUCAUUCAGUUGACUAGCCAAAUAGUCUCAUUACUUGGUCAGUACGGUAAUACGGUGAAAAGCGCGAGAGAUGACAUUAGUCGACUACAUAACCAGCUCCACUGUGUGGCCGAGAUCUCCAAAGCUGCCCAACAGCUCCUCAAAGAACGGAAUAACGAGAAACUAAAGACGUCUCACAAGUUGCAUGUCCCCUUCCGAGAUAUUCAUGCGCAACUUCAGAUACUCGAGCGCGAAUUCAACCAGAGUGGGACACAGACGGCUAUCGGCCGUAUCCUAUAUCAUGCUUUCACAUGGCCAUUCAAAGCAAGGAAGAUAGAAAAAUUAACCCGAGACCUCGAAAAAUGCACACAAGCCAUAUGGACAGCCUUGCAGAUCGACCAAGCGUAUGUUUUCGGCAAUGGACUAUUUGUAGCACUUGCUGACCUGGCAUUCAUUAGAAACCUUCUUCUAGAACUCGAUAGCAACACAUCUCAUCUUGGUCAAUAUAUUAUCAUUGGGAACCUUCAAGUCGCUGAAGGGGCGUCCUUUGAUUCCCAUGCAGAAGCGCACAAUCCUACAUGCCACCCGCAGACUCGAGUCGAUAUUCUACAGAAAAUAUCUCAAUGGAGCGAGGAUUGCCGUGCUGAUCCUAUGCUUUUGCUGAGUGGAAAGGCCGGUACAGGAAAGUCGACAAUAGCCCGUACUGCUGCUCGUUCGUUUGCGACGCUCGGUCUUCUCGCUGCUAGCUUCUUCUUCAGAAGAGGCGAAGGUGAUCGAGGUAGAGCACUUAGACUUAUUACUACGAUUACCAUACAGCUUGUAGAAAAUCAACCAGCCCUAGUGCCAUAUGUCAAAGAUGCUGUCAGGAUGGAUCCCAGGAUCACUCAGAAGUCGAUACGAGAACAAUUCAACAAAUUGAUUCUCGAACCAUUAUCGAAAGCCCGGGCCAUAGAGAAUCAACCUUCACUCAUCAUCGUUGUUGAUGCGUUGGAUGAGUGCGACGACGAAGAUGACAUUAAACUAUUGAUUGAACUAUUCUGCAGUCCAAGAACCGCGCGAAAUUUGCAACUUUUACGAUUUUUAACCACCAGCAGACUCGAGUUGCCGAUUCGUCUUGGAUUGAACACUGUUAAUGGGGCAUAUCGGGACUUGACCCUUGACGAAGUUCCUUCCCAUGUCAUUAAGAAUGACAUAGAGAUUUUUCUAGAGCACGAGUUCAAAAAGAUUCGGAAUCAGUUUAAUCCUUCCGUGACCGAGAAUCGAAGACUUCCAGCAAGUUGGCCUGUCCCUUCUGACAUUCAUAAUAUCGUGGACAUGGCAGAUCCUCUUUUUAUCUUUGCUGCGACUGUAUGCCGCUUCCUUGCAGAUCGGAAAACAGGGAGCCCGCAGGGGAAACUUGAUAUGAUCCUGGAACACAAAACAAAAAGUCUUGGUACUAAGCUUAAGGCUACAUAUCUCCCUAUCUUAGAGCAACAGCUCGCUGGAUUAUCCAUCCACGAAAGACGUACAACGAUUGAGCAUUUUCGAAAUAUUGUCGGCUCAAUAGUUCUUCUCGCAAACCCGCUCUCCACGCAUGCUUUAGCAGCGCUCCUAGACAUAUCUCAAGUCAUUAUCGAUGAUAGACUCGAUCUGCUUCACUCGGUUCUGGUUAUCCCCAUGACACCUAAGUCUCCUGUGCGUCUAUUCCAUCUUUCCUUUAGCGACUUCCUGUUGGAUUCCGAAAAUCGGAUUCAAAAUCCCUUUUGGGUAGACCGGAAGCAAAUUCACCAAAAGCUAGCAACACACUGUCUCCGGGUAAUGAACGACCGCCUUUCAAAAGACAGUUGUGAAUUGAAAUGGGCGGGAGCAUCUCGCUCAAGAAUCGACCCCGAGGUAAUAAAAGAACGCCUUCCCGCUGAACUUCAAUACGCCUGCCUGUUCUGGACGUACCACCUCAAGGAAGGAUGUCAAUACAUCUACGAUGUUACCUUGGUUCAUAAAUUCCUCCUUGAUCAUUUUCUCCAUUGGGUCGAGGCUUUAAGCAUUCUAGAAAGAGAUGCCAAGUUGAAAAGAUUUGUAACUGAUUCUCACCACUUUUUGCUCGCCUACGCAUCGGCCAUCAACUUAGCACCGUUGCAGGUGUACUUUUCAGCCCUCAUAUUUGCCCCAGAAACAAGCAUUGUAAAAAACUCGUUCUUGGAAGAACAUCCUAACUGGAUUUCCCUUCUUCCUGAUGGAGCUGACAGUGGAUGGGGCCGAUAUGAAUUGACCCUUGACAGACACAAAGACUCAGUUACCUCGGUCAAUUUCUCCCACGACUCGAAGUUUGUUUUGUCUGGAUCAACGGACAGAAUAGUCCGAAUUUGGUCGGCUAGCUCUGGUGAGUUGCAUAGAACACUCAAAGGCCAUGGAAAACCUGUCAGGUCGGUUGUGUUUUCGCAUAAUUCAGAACUCGUUGCUUCAGCUUCAGAUGACCAGACGGCUCGGAUCUGGUCGACCGCGACGGGUGAACUACGGAGAAUACUUCAGCACAGCGAUGUCGUUUUAUCAGCCGUAUUUUCACAUGAUUCGAAACUUAUUGUAUCAGCCUCCAAUGACAAGUUAGUCCGAAUUUGGUCUGCCGAUACAGGUGAGCUGCAAAAGGUGUUGGAGGGGCACCAGGACACUGUUAAUUCAGUCGCAUUUUCACACAACUCGGGGCUCAUUGCAUCUGCUUCAGAUGACAAGACAAUUCGCAUCUGGUCGACUAGUACAGGCGAGCUGCAGCGCAUUCUUAUUGGCCAUAACAGCCUUGUAACGUCAGUUGUAUUUUCACAUGACUCAAAGAUUAUCGCGUCAGGUUCAUACGAUUGUACAGUUCGACUCUGGACAGCCGAUACUGGUGAUCUCGCAUUAACGUUAAAUGGUCAUAAAGGAGCUGUUACCUCAGUCACACUCUCGCGUGACUCGACGUUCCUCACUUCGGCUUCACUCGAUAUGUCAAUCCGGGUCUGGUCGACACGUACGAAUGAGUUGCAGCAAGCACUUCAUGGGCAUCGUCGCGGUGUAACCUCAGUCUCACUAUCGAACGAGUCAAACCGCAUUGCAUCGGCCUCAGAUGACAAAACAUUAACAUCGGUUGUUUACGUGAACGAGUUCCUUUUUCUCGCCAAGAUCUAG
Penicillium angulare is the source of this 3153-nucleotide messenger RNA. RefSeq names its product NACHT and WD repeat domain-containing protein. Gene Ontology annotation, molecular function: protein binding. NCBI's taxonomy places the organism in Eukaryota, Fungi, Ascomycota, Eurotiomycetes, Eurotiales, Aspergillaceae. The transcript is spliced from 3 exons. The record is from RefSeq and is a predicted model, not a curated record. Bases 1 to 3153 code for a protein of 1050 amino acids.